CCUUUGGGCUACAGAGGGGAGCCAGGGUCACCUGGGGAGAAAGGAGACGAGGGCUUGACGGGGCUUCCUGGUCCAGGCGGAAUGGACGGAGAGCCUGGAGAGAAAGGAUCAAAGGGAGCUGAUGGCCAAGCUGGCCCUGUAGGACCACCGGGGCCACAGGGUAUCAGAGGAAUGGAGGGACCUCAGGGGUCAAUGGGACCAGAUGGAGAGGAUGGCUUAGAGGGACCACCCGGUCCCCCAGGACCUCCAGGUGCUCCUGGCAUGACAGGGGUAGUUGGAGCACAGGGAGCCAAUGGAUCACAGGGCGAUAAGGGACCUGCAGGAGCCCCUGGUGCCCUAGGACCUCAGGGCCCACCAGGCCUGGAGGGGCCAAGGGGGCCUCCCGGAACCAGGGGGCUUCAGGGAGUGUCUGGUAUGGAAGGACCACCUGGUCCUAAAGGAAAUCCAGGCCCUAUGGGACCUCUGGGCCCUCGAGGAGAGGUUGGCUUUGAGGGACCGAUGGGGCCACUUGGAACACAAGGUCCAAUGGGUCUCCCUGGUAAAGUGGGUAGACAAGGAGCUGAUGGAGACAAAGGAGAGCUUGGACCCAAAGGAGAGAAGGGUGGCCAAGGGGCUACAGGGGUUCCAGGCCCGCAGGGCGAACAAGGCCCUACUGGUUUACAGGGGUUCCCUGGGCAGAAAGGCCAGCUAGGUCCGAAAGGAAUUGAGGGUGAAGAUGGAGAGGCUGGGCUUCAGGGCAAGCUGGGCAGAUUGGGACCAAAGGGGGGCAAGGGCCCAGAGGGAAGGAAAGGAAAACCUGGACCCAGAGGACCGAGGGGUCGUGCUGGUCAGAGAGGUCAUGCUGGCAUGCCUGGUCAACCGGGUAUGCCUGGUGCCACAGGACUCCAGGGAGCUGAAGGAAAGCCUGGUACACAGGGUCCUCAGGGGGCAUCUGGCUCGGCUGGUCAUAAUGGUCUCCCGGGACUUCAAGGUGUUGCAGGAACGUCUGGGCUAGAUGGACCGCCCGGACCACCGGGUCCUCCUGGCAAUGAUGGACCCAGGGGCAGUCCAGGUCCAGCAGGAGAGAGGGGUUUAACAGGAAAGUCAGGUGCAGAGGGACCCCAGGGGCCUGUAGGCAUGUAUGGUUUUCCAGGAAAUUUAGGCGUUCGUGGUGACUCAGGGCCAAUGGGAGGAAUGGGUGAACCUGGUGUAAGAGGACUUCCUGGACCCCUUGGGAUGCGUGGCCGUCCAGGUCCGCCAGGAUCAGCCGGGGAGCCAGGCCUUCAAGGUCCUCAGGGUCGUCAAGGCGGCGAUGGACCCAAGGGAGAACAGGGCUCACAGGGACUUCAAGGACUCAAGGGCUCAAGGGGUCCAACAGGCAAACCUGGACCCCGGGGAAGCGUAGGGCCACCAGGACCCUCUGGGCCCGAUGGACCACCAGGAGUUAUAGGACUGACCGGGGCCGAGGGGUUGCUAGGUCCAGCCGGGGAGAGAGGGGAGAUGGGAUUUGUGGGACCCUCUGGUGAUGAAGGUCCUGCUGGAUUGGAAGGACCACGGGGCAAUCCCGGUGCUACAGGAAUGGAAGGUCCACCAGGAAGAAAAGGCGAUCAGGGUGAGAGAGGGCCUGGUGGAAGGCAUGGCACUCCCAGUACCAAAGGGGACGUGGGAGCUGUUGGUGAUAAGGGACUGUCUGGGCCUCCAGGAACUGAUGGCAAAGAGGGAGAUGUGGGCAGCCCUGGUGAAGCAGGUGACCCAGGCCCUAAAGGAGAAAAGGGUACGGUUGGCCCACUGGGCUUCACUGGGCUAGAGGGGCCCUGGGGUGACUCGGGGGAGAGGGGAGACAAGGGGCCGCGUGGCGAGAAGGGUCAUAUCGGCCUCCUGGGAGAGCCCGGUGUGAUGGGUGGACUUGGUCCAGCAGGACUCAGAGGCCUAUCGGGCUUUCCAGGUCCUCGUGGACUUGUAGGGCCUGACGGACCCGCAGGACCAAAGGGUGAACUUGGUUGCAUUGGUGAUAUUGGUCUUCCUGGAGAUCCCGGACCUCAGGGCGUAGCAGGGCCAGCAGGGGCGAGAGGUGACCGUGGGAAACCAGGCCCUGAGGGUAACACAGGACCCCUUGGACCUGAGGGGGAUUUCGGGCCUAUUGGUUCCCCAGGGCCUGUUGGAGACAAAGGAGAUCCAGGACCACCUGGAGAGGAAGGGGAACAGGGUCCAGAGGGCCUGCAAGGUAUUCAGGGCCCACCAGCACUACCAGGCAUACAGGGAUUCCCAGGAGAGCCAGGAACUCGGGGAGCCCCAGGAGAGCCCGGAGCUCUAGGACCUAUGGGUAAACCUGGAUCAGCAGGACGGCAGGACCAGAAAGGAGAAAAGGGAGAAGAUGGCCUUCCUGGACCACCUGGGAAGACAGGCUCUAUAGGAAGGACGGGAAAACGAGGCAAAGCUGGUUCAAGGGGCUUAAGGGGAGGGCGAGGAGAAAAGGGAGAAAUGGGAGAGAGAGGAUCAGCUGGACCUCAAGGAUGGACAGGAACCAUUGGAGCCCCUGGCCUACGAGGAGAUGAGGGAGAGGAAGGCCCAAAGGCAGCUGAGGGGGAGAAAGGAGACUUGGGCCCAACCGGUGGACAAGGAAGAGAUGGAAUAAAGGGGAUCCGGGGUCCAUUCGGUCCUCCAGGACCACCAGGCCCAAAAGGGGAUCAGGGUAAUAUUGGACAACCUGGACCAAGAGGUACACCUGGGAUGCCUGGACUUCCUGGUUUGUUUGGACAAAAGGGCCCCAAAGGCUUUGAUGGUCCUCCAGGGAAACCUGGACCAAGAGGUCUUCCAGGGCCACCUGGACCACCAGGCCCUCCUGGACUCCCCUUAAACUACACACUGGGUCAGAUCAAGGACAUGAUGUUUGCUUCAGACAAGCCCAAUUACCCAGUUCUCCAGACUCUGCUGGACGCCCUGCAGAGGGACCUCAGGCUGCUGCUGGACCCACCUGAUGGCACCAAGGAGCGCCCCGCUACCACCUGCCUGGAGCUGUGGCUCUGCCAUCCCAACUUCACUGACGGGUUCUACUACAUUGACCCCAACCAGGGCAGCUCAGGGGAUGCUCUUCUAGCCUACUGCAACUUCUCUGACUGGGGAGCUGAGACCUGUUUGCAUCCCAGAGACUCUCAGCUGCCCACAAAAGCCUGGCUGCAAGACGUUGAGCCAAACUCUUUCCAGUGGCUAAGUACUCUCUCCAGAGGCUUUCAGAUCGAGUACCCGGCUGCCAGUGUGGUCCAGAUGCGUUUCCUGCGCCUGCACAGCCGCUGGGUGGAGCAGAGGGUGACGUUCUCCUGCCAGCCUGGCCACCGACUGAGCAACACUACCCGCGAAGCGAGGUUCAUGACGGACAAGCCCAAGCAGAGUUACCUAGCAGCUAUACAGGACUGUGUGCCUGCAUUGGAGGAGGACGAGGACCUUACCCCACGGGAGACAGUGCUGCAGUUCGAGGAGGACCUGGAGCUCCUUCCUGUCCGAGACGUGGCCGUGUCCUCCCAGGGUGGUGGUGACCUCACGCAGCAGUUUGGCUUCACCAUCGGCCCAGUGUGCUUCAGCUAGAGACCACGUGACUAUGCGACGGGGAAGGGGGUCUCCUUGACACCCCCCCUGGCCAUCACCAAUCCGCACAGACAGGAGCCGGAGGGAGGAUGGAGUUGGAGAGGAGUACAGGGAUGCCCUGUGUGCCCUUUCUCUCUCUCUGUCUCUCUCCUCUUAUGCGGCUCCAGUGGACUUGCCCUCAUGAUUGUUUCCUGAUGUCAGCUCAUCAUGAGGGAAUACAUUUGUAGGCCUUCGGAUGCAAGCUCAUCCUGUGUAUAGCAUUGUUUUUUUUUUUUUGUUUGUUUUUUUUUUUCUGGACAGUUUGUUUGUUUACAGAGACUUUUUAUACUUCAAUGAAUAAUUUAUAUUAUUUGAUUUAAUUUGUUAUUCCCAGCCUAUUUCUCAUUAUCCUGUUUAUUAGUAGCAAUAUGUAUGCUACAGACUUUCCCCGAAAUGAUCUCACAUUUAUGUAUACCACAAGAAUUGGACGAAAAUGAAAGGUAGAAGUCCAGCAUUUUAAUCACUGUAGCUCAAUGUCAUAAUUAUUCAUGGCAUUGGGCUUAAGGAAGGGUUCAUCCAAUUACUUCAUUCAGUUUACUCCCAAUGGUUAACUAUGCUUAAUUAUAAUUAACAUGUUAGCUAUGGAACACAUCCUUGUAUAUAGUCAGUCUAAAUAAUCUAAAAUACAAUGGACCAGUCUUUUUUUAAAUCCAGUUUUCUAAAGCUCAUCACAAAAUGAAUACCUUGUAUAUACAAAACCAUGACCAAAUAAUAGGCUAGUAGUGUUAAUUUGGAGAAGACAGGGUUGACCCAAAGAAAGAGUGAAAGAACCCUGAACUCAAAUCCCAAGGGCUUUCACUUAAAUUAAAAGGCUACCUUUGCUUUUUGUCGAAGAUGUCUUCAUCAGGAACAUGAGAUUCUAAAAUGUGGGUGGGUAUUGGCUCAAAGGAAAAGGACAAUACAGUACAACGAAAGCCUGACUUUAUAACUGACUUGACAUAGGCCCAAUGCAGAUACAAUGAAUAUGUCAUUUAUAAUCCUACAGCCAGCUGUCUGUUUCAAUGGUAGGCUGAUACUUAAGUCCCCACCUUUAUUGUUAACUGGAUGUAGUUGAGAUCCUACAUGUAUACUGUGUGUAUCAUAGUGUACAAUAAAUUGCCUGUGUGUACCUAGAGUACCAUAGAUUAAAUGUAAACUACAUUUGGUAAACAAGAAGUCACAAAAUUACUGUACCCCUUUCCUAUUCUGUAGAUCUCUAUCCUUAUGGAAACGGGAAUGUGACAAAAAUCAAGAUUACUAACAACAACAUAUGGUGCUAGAGAGUGUUCUUUUGGGGUUGUUUCAGAUUCAUCUUUGUUAGAUGCCUCUCACCUAAAGAUACUGCUGCAGACACAUAUCAGGGCCAAGACAACAUGCUAAAUCUUUUCAUCAUGAUCACAUGCAUAAUGACCGUUCUGUAAAUCACACCACUUCAGGUACCAUCAGUCUCAGGGAGCACUUCCAGCAUCAGUAUGUCCUGCUUAAUGUAUUUGGUUUCACUGUGCAGGGUAGCCUAUGUUAAUAUUAUUUACUUCCAGGCUAAUGUUUGGUGGUGAUAUUUGUAGAUUUGUUCCCUAAUAAUGUGUAACCUGUGUGCCUACACAUUUCUAUACCACAUCGAACCACUAGAAUUGAUAUCUGCCUGAGGUGCAAAAAGUUAUAUACAACUUAAUUUGGUUUUUUUUUUGUUUGUUUGUUUGUUUUUUGUUUUUACUUUUUUAACCAAGCGGUAUCAUUACUUGAGAGCAUCCAACAGAACAACACCAUUGCUACUCAGGUUGAUAGGAAAUUCAAUAGAACAUUUCAUUUUUAACAACAGAAUUGCAAUGUACCUAAAGGUCAGGAUGCACUAAUAAAAGUGACACUGUGGUCCAAUGUUAUACACUAUGAAGACUCCUCCCUCUCCUGUGCAAAGCAAAAGUUGGAUUUGUUGCUUUGGUUGGCCUGGCUGAGACCUAUUAUUGGUGCUACUCCAUUCACAAGGAAAAGACUUGCUGUUUUCAAUGUACUUUGUAUACAUAUUGUAAUUUGAGGUGACAGUGUCUUAACUUAU
This is a messenger RNA of Sardina pilchardus (European sardine), 5632 nucleotides long. Its product is annotated as collagen alpha-1(I) chain. Gene Ontology annotation, molecular function: extracellular matrix structural constituent conferring tensile strength. The record is from RefSeq and is a predicted model, not a curated record. Gene Ontology annotation, biological process: extracellular matrix organization. Bases 82 to 3561 code for a protein of 1159 amino acids. The transcript has 55 exons. Lineage: Eukaryota; Metazoa; Chordata; Actinopteri; Clupeiformes; Clupeidae.